AUGUCCUUCCAACCAAUAAAUCCCAAGCCAUACCUACAAUCGUUGAUAAACAAGCAGGUGGUAUUGAAGCUCAAAUUCAACAAUAUCGAGUAUCAUGGAAAGCUUCUUUCUGUUGAUAAUUACAUGAACUUAUUGCUGGACAAGGACGUGAAGGAGAUCGAGACAUCAAGCGGAACAACCACCGAGCUUGGAGACGAGCUGUUUGUGAGAUGUAACAAUGUGCUCUGGGUUGGUGAACAACAAUCCCAGGACGAAGACUCGACGAAAUGA
This is a messenger RNA of Ogataea philodendri, 270 nucleotides long. RefSeq lists its product as uncharacterized. The record is from RefSeq and is a predicted model, not a curated record. The coding region runs from base 1 to 270 and encodes 89 amino acids. Gene Ontology annotation, biological process: mRNA splicing, via spliceosome. The transcript has a single exon. Gene Ontology annotation, cellular component: U1 snRNP; catalytic step 2 spliceosome. Gene Ontology annotation, molecular function: RNA binding. Lineage: Eukaryota; Fungi; Ascomycota; Pichiomycetes; Pichiales; Pichiaceae.